UAGCUGGAUGCACGUUGUCCUUGUUUUCUAUAUUCGUUUGACCUCAGGCGAGAUCUGAAGAAAGAGAAACAAAAAUAUAAUCCUCCUGAAACAAGUACUUCUCACAUACCUGUUCGCAUGAAUAACUGACGAUAUGAAGCCGUCCGUUCAGAAGCUCGGCCAGGGAUUCGCUGUAUUGAGCACCUCUGAGGUCGAAGCGCUUCACGUUGGCAUAGAGCGAUACUUGUCGAAGAGCGGCGUCCCUCCAAAGCCGUCGAGUGGUGGCCUAUUCGCGCACGAUAUAAUGAGUUACGACCAGUACUUUUGUAACUAUAUCUUGGUAUAGUGUCCGUUGGAUGUAGUACGAGGUUCAGGUACCAGGAACAUUACAAGACUUCUGCCUCUAAGCUCUAACUGAGCGAGAUCUUCCAGCGAUCGCACAUGACAGAGGUCCGACAAGGGUAUUUGCGAAUGGAGCUGCCAAACGGCUUUCCCUCUGCCUGUGACAACGGCCUCGGCGUAGUCCACGGAGGUUGCGUUGCGACCAUUUUCGAUGUACUGACCAGUUUUGCUAUCUACACAGCCAUGAUGAACAACCCGGUCAUGUCCGUCUCUGUUGCGUUGAACUUGAGGCAAGAAUUUAAAAUAAUCUGACGCUGUGAUACAUAUGUUGUUUGUUCAUCUUGACCGGGAGCUAAGUCUACUAGGAUGACAUAAAUUCAGGGUCUAUAGGAUCUGCAAUCUGAAAAUGGAAAAUGAAAAAGCACAACAAGAUGAAAGGAUGAUUGUCGAGUGACGACAGGAGUAGAAGCUGUGUCAGCAACUUCCUUGACCUCUAAGACGUUGCAGUUAUCCCCGCGGACUCCUCUUAGGCCUUCCGGCGGUCAUGGAAGCCUGGACUGAAAAAGCGCAUGGGAAUGUCUUUUUUUCCAAGGCUCGCGCUGUUGUGAAUGAGGAGGUCUGCUGUACGUGCGAGCACAUCAAAGGAGUUCUACGGAAGAUGCCGAACAAGGAUAGACAAAGUCAACAGAGUUCACCACCUGCAGACGCAUCCGGAACUAAAACAACAAAUUCGGCGGCUUCCAAAAUAGCCGCUUCCUCCUUGAAGACAGCUCCUUUGCCAUGGAGCUCAUCCGCUGCAGGACUAAAUCGAGGUGAAGGUGUGCGACAAGCUUCCAGUUGUUCAUUAUUGGAAGGACAGGAGCAGAAAACAAUAAGUACAUCAAGAGCAGUGCGCCUUGAACGUCUUGACGCCGGCCUCGAAGAUCCUGGAAUUGCUGAGCACCGUAGCCCAAUUGCUAGAAGAAGCGCGGAGGUGAACAAACAAAGUAGGCUGUAAUCGAGAGGGCGCUGAUUUUCUUAUUUUCACCAAGUGGAGCCCCGAGCUCGAGCCUGUACCUCAAACUCGUGCUACCAACGGUUGCUCUCUAUUGUUUUUUUUCCGCUACUGGCGCAUGUUUGCGCUACUUAUUGCAAAUAUGGUGGAGUUGCAUUGUAUCCAUUUUCUUUCGAUGCAUUCAUUCUACGCACGUGCAUCCGACAUUCUCCGUGCUUUUCCUGCACUGGAUAUUUCUUGCUCAGUAUGGUUUCCUAUGCUCGCUGACGGCACUAUAUUAUAUAUAUAACAAAUUCUUUUGGGACUAAAAAGUUUUCGCGUGAACGUCGAUGAAGAAGCUCGAAUGAAUUAUGAGGUG
This is a messenger RNA of Amoebophrya sp. A25, 1673 nucleotides long. Lineage: Eukaryota; Dinophyceae; Syndiniales; Amoebophryaceae. The record is from the annotation of a GenBank genome assembly.